Molecule: messenger RNA, 3992 nt
Organism: Lutra lutra (Eurasian river otter)
Lineage: Eukaryota; Metazoa; Chordata; Mammalia; Carnivora; Mustelidae
Gene: GCKR
Product: glucokinase regulator
Biological process (GO): glucose homeostasis; negative regulation of glucokinase activity; carbohydrate derivative metabolic process
Cellular component (GO): mitochondrion; cytosol; nucleoplasm
Molecular function (GO): fructose-6-phosphate binding; enzyme inhibitor activity; carbohydrate binding
Source: RefSeq, a predicted model, not a curated record
CCCGCCGGGGUUCUCGCCGCCGUCAUCCCCCUCACCUCCCCCUCUCCCGACCCGGUUCUCCCGGGGCUCCUCCCACGACCCUCCCAUUGGCGGCCUCCGGGUCCCCUUGCCUCUGAUCCCGGCUCCGUCCGAGGAUCCUGCGGGGGCGUAGGGAGAGGCGCAGGUGCGAGGGUGUCGGGCACCCGGGAGGGCCCCUCCCUCCCCCAGUGGAAUUAGCCAAGUUGGGAGGAGGAAUCCCACUUCCCCUGCGGGAGGGGACAGAGUGGGGAGAUAAUUGUUCUAAAAUCUCCUACUUGUAGACUGCGUCAGCUUUUAAAUCUCUUCCCCAUUCAUAAUCUGAUUUUCGUUCUCUUCGCUCUCAUUCUUUAAUUUAUUAAACAAAUAUUUAUUGAGCGUCACCUAGGUGUUUGGGCAUGGGAAGAGCUGGAGUCCAGCAGUUAAGACAGCAGCCUGGGUUUAUAGCGGCGGAAGUCUAAAGAGUAGCAAGCCAUGGUUUUUAGCUCUUCUUCCUGCCUGGCGUGGAGAAAUUGGUCGUCUAAGUGUCAGGUUUCCUAAAAUCAGAGCGUCCAGAACCUCAUAGGGCUGUUGGCAGGAUCCAGUGAGAUAAUGUUGGGGAAUGUCUUUAUAAAUCUUAUGACACUGUGUGAGCGAGGGAUUAUCAUUAAUUUGCACCAGUCUGUUAGUUACUUCAUUCGUUUAACAAACAUAAAUCCUUAAUUUCAUGAGAUCUGGAGUAACAACCUGGGUGUGAGUCCCCUUUCUGUCCACCUUGUCAUCUUCAGCAAUGACCUAACUUCUCUGAGCCUCUGCUUUACCAUCUGCAAAAUGAGGGUGUCAGUAUGGUCUCCUUAGUGUGAAUGUACCCAGUGAGAUACUGUAUGUGAAAAGUGCAUUGUUCAGUGUAAAUAAAUGUUGGCUCAUGUUGUAUUUAGGGCAGAUACUUUGGUUUCUAAUUCUCAUUGCAGCAUUUCUAUUUCUGUGGCACUUUUUCCCUGUAAUAUUCAGUUCAGCAUGUGUCCCCCUGGGGCUCCAAAGCUUCUGUUACCUUCCUUCUGAGAUGAAAGAGUGAAAUGGAGCAAGAGGGGCCCAGAGGACUGUGUGUUCUGGACAUGUGAUCAAGCCAUGGCUCAGGUGCUCUGACCUCUGCUGUCCCUGAGGACCCUGAUCUCUGGCCUCCUGUUGUAUCCUGGUCCCAGAGCACUCUGCUCAGGGAUUCUCAUUGUCCUGGGACCCUGCACUUCUGAGCUCCAGGCCCAGACCUCUUCCAGAGAAAAGGUCAUUGUGUCCAAAGGUUAAGAGUAAUGAACCUCAGGUUUCCCCCUUCAUGGGGCAAAGCAGAGGCUGGGCAGUCUGCAUGCAUGCAAAGAGGGACCCCUGGAGCUUCCCUGGGGUGCCCAGAGGGCUGGUGGCAAACUGGUCAGGAAAGGGUGUGGGGAGAGAUACUCAGAGUGGUCGGUGCUCAGAGAGGCCAGGGUACCUGGGUUAAUCAUCACUGUGGCUCAGAUAAGGCCCCGCCAGCUAGAAGCAGAGUUAGCGUGACAGAGGGUUUGUGUGGCUGAAGAUGCAGGCACGACAGGGUGUCCACAGUGUGCGACCAUGCCAGGCACAAAACGGUUUCAACAUGUGAUUGAGACCCCAGAGCCUGGCAAGUGAGAAUUGUCUGGGUAUGAGGCAGCCCUGCCAAUCACAGAGAAGUCAAACCCACUGACCCAGGACCUGGACAAAGCAGAUGCCGAGCAAAUUGUUCGAUUGCUGGGACAGUGUGAUGCUGAGAUCUUCCAGGAGGAGGGGCGGGUCAUGCCCACAGACCAGAGACCGUAUAGUGAAUCAAUUCUGACCACCAUGAUCCAAGUGGCUGGCAAAGUUCAGGAAGUGCUGAAGGAACCUGAGGGGGUGCUGGUGGUGCUGAGUGGAGGGGGCAACUCUGGCAGGAUGGCGUUUCUCAUGUUGGUCUCCUUCAACCAGCUGAAGAAAGGUCUAGGACAGAAACCUCUUUACACCUACCUCAUUGCAGGCAGUGAUAGGUCUGUGGUGGCAUCUAGGGAGUGGACAGAAGAUAGUGCCCUGCAUGGGAUUGAAGAACUGAAGAAAGUGGCUGCUGGGAAGAAGAGGGUGAUUGUCAUUGGCAUUUCGGUGGGACUCUCUGCUCUCUUUGUGGCAGACUAGAUGGACUACGGCAUGGACAACCCAGCCACCUUCUUGCCCAUCCUGGUUGGUUUCAACCCCGUGAACAUGGCCAGAAAUGACCCCAUAGAAGACUGGAGUUCCACAUUCCGACAAAUAGCAGAACGCAGGCAGAAGCUGCAAGAGAAACAGGAAGCUUUCGUGCUCAGUCCUGCUGUUGGGCCUGAGGGCCUCAGUGCCUCCUCCCGGAUGAAAGGUGGAAGCCUGACCAAAAUCCUGCUGGAAACCUUGCUACUGGCCGCCCAUAAGACUGUGGACCGAGGCAUCGCAGCCUCUCAGAGGUGCCUUCUGGAAAUCCUGCAGACAUUUGAGCGGGCUCAUCAGGUGACGUAGAGUCAAAGCCCAAAGAUUGCUGCCCUGAUGAAGCAAACCAGCACCAGCCUGGAGAAAAAAGGCCAUGUGUACCUGGUUGGCUGGCAGACCCUGGGCAUCGUGGCCAUCAUGGAUGGAGUGGAGUGUAUCCACACCUUUGGUGCCGACUACCGAGAUGUCCGCGGCUUUCUCAUUGGUGAUCACAGUGAUAUGUUUAACCAGAGGACUGAGCUCCUCAACCAGGGUCCCCAGUUCUCCUUCUCCCAAGAGGACUUCCUGACCUCCAUCUUGCCAUCCCUCACAGAAAUCGACACUGUGGUCUUCAUUUUCACCCUGGAUGACAACCUCACGGAGGUGCAGGUGCUGGUGGAGCAGGUGAAGGAGAAGACUGCCAACAUCCAGGCCCUGGCGCAUAGCACCGUGGGGCAGACCCUGCCGACCCCUCUGAAGAAGCUCUUCCCCUCCAUCAUCAGCAUCACGUUGUCACUGCUUUUCUUUGAAUACGAAGGGAACUUCAUCCAGACGUUCCAGCAUGAGCUAAGCACCAAGUGGGUGCUGAAUACCGUGAGUACAGGGACCCACGAGCUUCUUGGGGAGAUCCUCCAAAACCAAUUAGACCUGCGCAUUCGCAACUCCAAGCUCUUCUGGAGGGCACUGGCCGUGCUGCAGCCGUUCUCUGGACAGCCCAAGGCUUGAUGCAUCGAGACCCUCCUGCAGGUGAUCCACUCCCCCCAGCCACUGUCGGAUGACAUUCGGGCUGCUCCCAUCUCCUUCCACAUGCAGCUCGCACACGAGAAGAAGCAAGUGAUCCCGGUAGCCCUGCUGAGCCUCCUAUGUCGUUGCUCCAUCCCUGCCGCUCGGUCCGUCUGUGAGUCUGUCCCGAGCGCCCUCUCUGGGCCAGGUCCGAAGCGCGGCGCCGACCCCCUGGAAGCCCCAGAGCUUACCCUGCUGUGAACUGGUAUUUCUGGGCGCGUGAAGCCCGUGGAGGCUUGGUGGGCUCGAAGCACGGGAGCAGGAGGAGAGGCCCAGUUCCCGGGGCCACCCGCAGCCCAUGGUGGGAGAAAAGAGGCUCUGUACUUUGGGAGGGAGGGUCCUUGCUCUUGACUCACUGGCAUAUUCUGAUUUCAGAAAUAAAACGAAAUGCCUUGUUUUGGAAAGUGAACCUUUUGAUCUCAGUAGAUCAGAGUCAAUAAAUUAAAGGUGGGACAAGACGGGUGGCAUGGGUUGGUCCCAACAACCGGUUUAUUUCUUUACAUCCGCCCUGCCCCUCAAACCCAUUUCGUUGUCCACUGAUCCAGACUUUAUCCCAGCAUCUCUGUAUCCCUCAUCUCCAGCAUGUGGAUUUGUGUGUGCGCGCACCUGCACAUACCUUCGGCUCCUGCACGGACUCACACAUGCAGGGAGAAGUGGGAACCUAGGUGAUUCCAGAGGAAGGGGAAAAGUUGUAUCCCCAACAUAGGACUCCCAGAGAAAGGAUCCCCAUUAGGCAGGACAGC